Messenger RNA from Pan troglodytes (chimpanzee), 1503 nucleotides. RefSeq names its product Sad1 and UNC84 domain containing 3 (gene SUN3). The transcript is spliced from 12 exons. Gene Ontology annotation, cellular component: meiotic nuclear membrane microtubule tethering complex; nuclear envelope. The record is from RefSeq and is a predicted model, not a curated record. NCBI's taxonomy places the organism in Eukaryota, Metazoa, Chordata, Mammalia, Primates, Hominidae. Gene Ontology annotation, molecular function: protein-membrane adaptor activity. Bases 348 to 1322 code for a protein of 324 amino acids.
AGAAGAAUCAGAAGCUUUUCAAAAUUCCGUCUUCAAGAAGAAACACCCGUGGAGGAAGAAGACAUUACACAAAACAAAUUUAGAAACUGGGAUCAUGAGUGGAAAAACAAAGGCAAGAAGGGCUGCCAUGUUUUUUAGACGUUGCUCUGAAGACGCCAGCGGUAGCGCCAGUGGCAAUGCUUUGUUAUCAGAAGACGAAAACCCUGAUGCGAAUGGUGGACCCCCUACCACUCUCCACAUCUCCAAUAAUAGUUAAAAGGAAGAGGUUCCAGAAUACACUUCCCUGGAGGGGAAGAGAGUUAAGAAAAUUCUCUUCUUAGUUGGUUUCCACACUGUCACACUCUUGGAUGGCUAAUAGGGUAACUCGAUCAUGGAAGAUUAUUCUAAGUACAAUGCUUACACUGACUUUUCUUCUUGUAGGACUCCUAAAUCAUCAGUGGCUUAAAGAAACAGAUGUUCCUCAGAAAUCCAGACAAUUAUAUGCCAUAGUUGCAGAAUAUGGUUCAAGGCUUUAUAAAUAUCAGGCCAGACUUCGUAUGCCUAAAGAGCAACUGGAACUUUUAAAGAAGGAAAGCCAGAAUCUGGAAAACAAUUUUCGUCAAAUUCUAUUUUUGAUCGAACAAAUAGAUGUCCUGAAGGCAUUGCUAAGAGAUAUGAAGGAUGGUAUGGACAAUAAUCACAACUGGAACACCCAUGGAGACCCUGUGGAGGACCUGGACCACACAGAGGUCCUGGAUGAGGAAGUGUCAAACUUGGUCAAUUACGUACUUAAAAAGUUGAGAGAAGACCAAGUCGAGAUGGCUGAUUAUGCCCUGAAGUCGGCCGGAGCCUCCAUCAUUGAAGCUGGGACCUCAGAAAGUUAUAAAAAUAAUAAAGCAAAAUUGUACUGGCAUGGGAUAGGUUUCCUAAAUCAUGAAAUGCCUCCAGAUAUUAUUCUUCAGCCGGAUGUCUACCCUGGAAAGUGCUGGGCUUUUCCAGGUUCCCAGGGUCAUACCCUAAUCAAGCUUGCUACAAAGAUCAUACCAACUGCUGUUACCAUGGAGCACAUCUCAGAGAAGGUGUCUCCGUCAGGAAACAUCUCCAGUGCACCCAAGGAAUUUUCUGUCUAUGGCAUCACAAAAAAAUGUGAAGGAGAAGAAAUUUUCCUAGGUCAGUUUAUAUAUAACAAAACAGGAACCACCGUUCAAACAUUUGAACUCCAGCAUGCAGUUUCUGAAUAUUUAUUAUGUGUGAAACUUAAUAUCUUUAGCAACUGGGGACACCCGAAGUAUACUUGUUUAUAUCGAUUCAGGGUCCACGGCACACCAGGCAAGCACAUCUAGAAGAGUUGGUACAGAAGGCCAUGCCACAUGUCCAGAAUAUUCAAGAAUGCUUAUUCUCUUAGAUGAUACCGCAGCCAUAGGAAUUGAGAAUUGGGAGUGGGAAGAAAACCUCAAAGUGGUUCAUACUUGCCUGUAAAAAGUAAAUGCACUUUACUAAUAAAAAAUAUGGAAGUACAUUAAA